This is a messenger RNA of Drosophila arizonae, 540 nucleotides long. RefSeq lists its product as uncharacterized. Lineage: Eukaryota; Metazoa; Arthropoda; Insecta; Diptera; Drosophilidae. The record is from RefSeq and is a predicted model, not a curated record.
AAUAAAUAGAAUUGUGGUUUAGCUGAAUGUAAUGUAUCAUAUUAGCUCAUGACCCACUCGUUGCUAGCUACACACAGGCAAAGAAUCUGUACGCUUAGAGCACAAGGCGCGUAGAAGCUUUCCACUCAUCUGGAAUGGAAUUACAUCCCGUUCAAAUAAUAAGUUUUAUCACCAAGAUGAACUGGAUAAGAUGCUAAUGGAGAAGCUUCAACUACCAGCACCCGACAACAAGGCUCAAUCGCAUUUUAUUUCAGCUGAAAUGCAAAAGAAUUUACUGGACAUUUGUCGCUGUGGGCGACCUAGGCAUGGCAUCCAUUUGACCAAGUGUCUGCAACGAGCUGUAAAUAAGAAUCUACAAUCUGAAGAAUCUGAAUCGAAAGCCGUAAAUAAAAUGCCUCAGACUUCAAAUUCAUUUAUUGGAUUUAAAACAGCUCCUUAUCAAAAGUUAGAACGGUCCAUGCAGUAUAUAUCGCCUACAAUCUCUAUGCCGGGGCCUCGUAUCACUGCUGCCCCAUACAAUGCCAUUAUUAUAGGUUGACA